Beauveria bassiana ARSEF 2860 is the source of this 3324-nucleotide messenger RNA. RefSeq lists its product as uncharacterized. The transcript is spliced from 3 exons. The record is from RefSeq and is a predicted model, not a curated record. NCBI's taxonomy places the organism in Eukaryota, Fungi, Ascomycota, Sordariomycetes, Hypocreales, Cordycipitaceae. Bases 1 to 3324 code for a protein of 1107 amino acids.
AUGAACGAACUGGUCGACUUGCAAAAGGAAGUCUCUGCCCUUGUUGGUAUCCUGUCAUUCAUCACUCGUCGGGCCGCGGACUUGUGCCAGAGCGACGAGGAGGAGGAGGAGGAAGAGCGCACAGCCGAGUCCCCGUUCUCGACCCAGGAACACGGAUGCGAGCUGGAAGAGGCGGACGAGUCUGUCGAUGAGACCGAGUUUGAGGCCUCCAUUCCAUCGGGCGACCAGGAGGACGUGGAGAGCAUCAAGCGCAGCGCACUGGACCGCAUCGCAGAAGUCUUGGCGAGGUUCAAAACGGCACAAGGCAGAGUGGCGGCGGUAGAGCAGCGAAAGCAGGACGCGAAGCAUGUGACGAGCGUAAUGAUGGUGGAAGAUGCGAGCACGGCCACGUUCUUCUGCGCCAAGAAUGAGGGACUGGAUGAAGAUGAUGUCGAAUUUCUGCGCAAUUUGGAGCAAGUAUACCAGCGCAUAGCAGCGAGCGGCAAGCGAAUUCUGUUCCUUUUGUCAUUGAGCACCGCAAGCUACAUGAUGGCCACGUCGCAGCUAACAAGCAGACGCAGAGCUUGGACAAUUAGAAUGCCCCGUGUCAAGCAUUACGCCAAUGUGCUCGCCAACACGCUGGAAGCGGCUGCUCGCGCCCUUGCACCGAAGAAGGCAGCACUCACUAGCCAGAACCUCGAACAUAGUUGCAAAAGAUGCACAACGAGGAUCUGGAAAGAUGACCAUGAUUUCGACUAUGAGAUUCGAAUAGCAAGCACAGGCGACGAUUCCGAUUCGGACAUUGCCGUGGACUGCUUGACUGAUCGCGAGGGCGAGGAGCUCGUCCAAAGCGUGUUUCGGAGCAUUAUGCACCACUUUGGGACUGCUCAUACCGUUCAGCAGGCUGCGAUUAAGGGUCUCCUCCAAGGCCUACAUAGCAUCGUGCGCCAUCCCCGGCGACGACCCGCGUUAAAGGGCCUUCUCCGUCGAGCGCUUCACGACGAGCGCCGAUUCAAGAAGGCGUGGUCUGCGCUGCUUUACCUGACACGCAUUUAUCAUGCGGCUGUCGCAUUUGAACAGUUGGCCUCCAAGACAGGCCUCACGUCUAUAAGAUUUCAACAGAUUUUCCCCUCGCCCGUAGCGUACAAGCCAGGGCGUAUGUUCAGGCAAACGCCCGUUGAAGUGCUUACAUCGCUCGGCAUCAAUUCUUUCCCUAACUGGGGCGAUUUCUUUUCGCGCCGAGACAAGGUAAAGGGAUUCCUCAAAACGACCCGCGUGCAAAAACCAAUACACGCAGAGAUGCAACUCGUUAGCCACUUCCUGCAGUGGGCUCAGACUGGUAGCGGACCCAACGGCAGAGUGUUUCCAUACAUCGGCUGCUCAAAAAAGCUGUGCUUCUUUUGCGCGACCAUGUGCAGCCUCUCCCCCCUCGCUGACGAGCCGCUACACUCUCGCGGCACCCAUCUGGCGCUGUUUUCGUUGUGGGCACUGCCGCCGUCGCUUCCGUCUUCAGCAGCCGAGCUGGUCCAGCGAUUCACGCAACUUCUGCGGGCGCUUCUGCAGCGCCUCUUGUCUGCGUCGACGCCGCCCGCCCCGUCCAACAUGUUACAGCAGUCGUCCGCCGCCCUGUCGACGGCCAAGGCGGUGCGUAGGGAGCGGCCAGAGUACACUACCAGGCCUCAGGUGGCAAGCCGGAUGAUGCUUGGGUUUGGCGGAGUGACGGCCACGGACCAGCAGAUGGAGUUUCUCCCGUCGCAUGAGAACCCGGGCUACGCGACUGUGCUCGGCGGCAAUAGUAAGUAUGGACCCAAGAUGGAUAUUCCGAUAUACGAGGCCGAGGUGGCCAAAAUCAAUCAUGGGAGAAGAAAAGACGGGCUGGAAGCUAUGAACGAGAUGCCUCCUGUUCACGUCACGGAUCGACAGCCAUGUCGGCGCUGUGGCGACGCUGCGAGUUAUCGAUGCCGCUCGUGCUGGACAUACUAUUGCUCGUCUGCGUGCAAGAAACGCCACGCGGCUACUCACGUCUUCAGCUGCCGGCUGCCCGACCGACCCAACGACGUAGAUUUUCUGCGGCUGACCAUACGCAGAGUCAGCAAGGAGAUUCAAUCCGAGGAUAAAGAACGGAUGUACAAUGCGUUUGUUUAUCUCUUUGCCGAUGACGACCUCUGCCGUGCCUUUGGCUUUAACAAUUGCGCAGACAUAGUCGAGGUGCUCAACCUCAUCUGCUUGUACGCGACCCUGUUGAGUAGACUUCGGCCGGCCGUGCGAGGGUUGCAGGAGGAGCUCGAGGCCGGAAACCUCUGCCAUUUCAUGACCAGAUUCUGCGAGUUGGAGCGAGAGGUUGCGAGGCUCUCGAAAACAAAAGAAUGCAGCUGCGUGGCGUGGUUCUUGGAUCGCUGCUCACCGAAGACGUUUCCCAUCCCGAACAGAGGCAAGGACGAGUAUGAGAUCUGGAUCGUCGCCAUCAUCAGUGCCUUUGAAUCUCUCAAUGUGACGGAAAGAAUGCAGAACAGGCCUACGUUGAGCAGCUCACAAAGAGACGUGCUGGACCUGUACGUGACUAUUCAGCCCAGUCUCUGGCGCCUCCCGGACGUGACGUCGUCGCUUUGGAUCAAGUUUGGUUUCUGCCACUGCAGGUCGUUCUCGCACCGUGAACAGCUUGCGAGGGCGUACCUGGCGCUGGCAGCCUCGGCUGCCACCUUUGACGAUGUCGUUUCCGCCUAUGAGACACGGAGCCUGGCAGGCUUGAUGCGCGCUCACGGAAUUGACCUUUUGGCGUUGGAGAGCCAAGGAAUACUCCCGUGUCGACCAGAUGUCUCCGAGUACAAGGUAUUUCGACUCAUGGUGAGUGUCGAGCACGCGCUCUCGGGACGCUUCUGUGACUGCUUUCGAUUGCACGAAAAUCGUGAUUGCCACUGCCCUUUUGAGACGCACUUUGACCUCGAGUGCGAUAGCAAUUUUGGUUUCCACCUGACAAGCAGUUGGGAAAAAUGGCAACUGUUGAACUUUUACAAGUACAUAUUUCGACGACAUGAUUACAACCCGCGGCGCAUGGCGGAGGCUGUAAAUGAUUCUGACCUGGGCCGUCUCGAGGCGUAUCUGGAGACUCUAGAUCCUGACAUGAGGAAGAGACUGCACCUGGGGCAUCGAGGUAAUUUCUUGUUUCCGAGAUUGAAAGACCGGAUGAAAAUGAGAACUGGGGACGGGGUCGUUGUUCAUGGCCAUUUGCCGUGCGAUUGCAAGCUGCACGAUGUUUUUGGGCCACCAGGAAUAUCGGUCUGGAGUCUCGAGAACAUGCUUGCCGCAUUGGGCUUUGUCGAGAAAGACGCUGAGAUGGAGACUUGA